UUCGGGAUCAUCUCCAUGCGCUUCAUGCGCUUUAACCCGCUCCUGUCCUGCGCAACACCGAGCCAACUUCUCCGAUUCGGGGCUGAACUUUCCUUCAGGAAGGUCUGGAUAGAAAAGCAAGGCGCUCGAAUCCCGGGUGGAUGCAUAGGCUAAAAAUAAAAAAGCUUGGAGUAUAUUAUAACAUGAAUCUGUUAUACAGCUGCCUAUAGCCUGGGACGUGCGGUAUUUAAGGGAUGUGUGCACUUGGCACCGAGGCUGUGAUCCAGCAGUGUCAGACACUGAGGAUGCUCAGGCUUUUUUUACAGGAUCAACUGGUUUCCUUCUAGGCUAAGUGUCGCUUAGGAGCUUUCUGUUAACUUUACACAAUGGACUACAGGACUUGUAUGUUUCCUGUCUCAGGUCAGGGCUCGACAGAAGAACGCAGAGCGACUAAUCUGUUCCAAAACUCCUUAUGACAACCUCAUAAUCAAUUUCUUGAUUUAGAAGUAUAUUUUUGUUGGUUUUGUUGAUAAAGAAUAAACCUACGUGUGACAUUGCAUACUUUAGUGUAUUGCUAAAGUUCUGCAAAGAGAUCUGUAGGCUAACAUUGCACUCAGAAACGAUAGGAGCAAUUUUUGUCCUUUUCGAGUUGAUCGGAAUCCCGUUGGCUCGUAUGGGACUGAGGCACUCAUCACGGUGCCUGCUCCUGCGCAGAAAGAUGGCGGAGGCUGAGAGCUCGGAGCAGAAGCAGCAGCAGCAGCGGCAGCAGAGCACCGGCAAUCCUCCCUCAUCGCAGCCUCCCCCUGUGCCUAAGCCCAUGGCCUCAGUUCAUCACGUCCCUCGUCCCCCUCACACCCCACACGUCUCAGCGCUGUCCACCUGCCCUGGACGUGGAAAAAUGGCCAAACUCCUCAACCCGGAGGAAAUGACCUCACGAGACUAUUACUUCGACUCAUACGCCCACUUUGGCAUUCAUGAGGAGAUGUUAAAGGAUGAGGUGAGAACGCUGACCUACAGGAACUCCAUGUACCACAAUAAACACAUUUUUAAGGAUAAGAUUGUUCUAGACGUGGGCAGUGGGACGGGAAUCCUUUCCAUGUUUGCUGCUAAAGCAGGGGCCAAGCACGUCUACGGGAUUGAAUGCUCAAGUAUAUCAGAGUACUCAGAGAAAAUCAUCAAAUCUAACCACCUGGACAAUGUUAUUACCAUCUUUAAAGGGAAAGUAGAGGAGACAGAGCUGCCUGUGGAUCAGGUGGACAUUAUUGUCUCUGAAUGGAUGGGAUACUGCCUUUUUUACGAGUCCAUGCUGAAGACUGUCAUUUACGCCAGGGACAAAUGGCUGAAGCCCGGAGGGUUCAUGUUCCCAGAUAGAGCAACACUACACGUGGUGGCCAUAGAGGACAGACAAUACAAAGACUUUAAAAUCCACUGGUGGGAGAAUGUUUAUGGUUUUGACAUGACCUGCAUUCGCAACGUUGCUAUGAUGGAACCACUGGUUGAUAUUGUGGACCCGAAACAAGUGGUGACCAACUCCUGCCUUAUUAAGGAAGUGGACAUCUACACAGUAAAGUUGGAGGAUCUGACCUUCACCUCAGCCUUUUGCUUGCAGAUCCAGAGAAAUGACUACAUCCACGCUCUUGUCACCUACUUCAACAUCGAGUUCACCAAGUGUCACAAGAAGACCGGCUUCUCCACAGCCCCCGAUGCUCCAAGUACUCACUGGAAGCAGACAGUGUUUUACCUAGAGGAUUACCUAACAGUGAGGAGAGGGGAGGAGAUCAUGGGCAGCAUCGCCGUCAAGCCCAAUGAAAACAAUGAGCGUGACUUGGACUUCACCUUUGAGCUGGAUUUCAAGGGGCAGCUUUGUGAUGCAGCGAUUUCUCAUGACUACAAGAUGCGGUAGGAUUUCCACAGAGGGAGACUUUCUUUAACAGCUCGACCACCCAGGGAACAACACACGAGGCUGUUAUAUGCUCGGACCAAACAGGAGAGACCAGCAGCAGAAUAUGAGCCCAGAGUGAAUCACGUACAAAGAGCAAUAGUGUCAUCAGUCCUCCAGUUCUGCAAAACUACCAAUCUGUGAGAGAGCAUCACUCUGAAUGUAACUGUCAGUGACCUUGAGAAUGUCUUAGUUGUCCUUUAUUUUAGUAAGAAAGCAUGAAAGCAAGUACAGUGUUGAAUAGUAAUCUACAAGGUAAUGUAAUAAAAAAAAAUAAGGCAACAUGCCCAAAAAGACUUGAGCACAGUAACAGGAUUUACAGAAUGAGUAUUCUUAUAGCAGACAGCAUGGAGAAAGAUUUUAAAAGUGAGACAUUUGAUUGCUUGUUUUCAAAUAUUUCAUUUAUGCCUCAUUAUUACUAAAAAUUUAAUUAUUACUUCUGUUAUUUUUUGUGGUUGAAUGAUUUAUAAUGUAACUGGCAUGUUUUAUUCCUCAUGAUCAUUUUUCAAGGGUUUUUUCCAUUUUUAAUUAAAAAUAUGUUUCUUUGGCCUAAUUCAAACAUUUUAUGCAAACAUUUGUUAAGAAUUUGGGACGCUAGAAGUGGUAA
Messenger RNA from Pangasianodon hypophthalmus (striped catfish), 2525 nucleotides. It is a transcript of the gene prmt8b, whose product is annotated as protein arginine methyltransferase 8b. The coding region runs from base 653 to 1882 and encodes 409 amino acids. The transcript has 10 exons. Gene Ontology annotation, cellular component: plasma membrane. The record is from RefSeq and is a predicted model, not a curated record. NCBI's taxonomy places the organism in Eukaryota, Metazoa, Chordata, Actinopteri, Siluriformes, Pangasiidae. Gene Ontology annotation, molecular function: protein-arginine N-methyltransferase activity. Gene Ontology annotation, biological process: peptidyl-arginine methylation.